This is a messenger RNA of Peromyscus californicus insignis, 497 nucleotides long. Its product is annotated as serum amyloid A-3 protein-like. The transcript has 3 exons. Gene Ontology annotation, cellular component: extracellular region. The coding region runs from base 52 to 420 and encodes 122 amino acids. NCBI's taxonomy places the organism in Eukaryota, Metazoa, Chordata, Mammalia, Rodentia, Cricetidae. The record is from RefSeq and is a predicted model, not a curated record.
CGCCCCAAGAAAUGGCAAUUCAUCCUUGUGUUUUCCCGGCCCUACAGCAGGAUGAAGCCAUCCAUUGCCAUCAUUUUUUGCUUCUUGGUCCUGGGAGCUGACAGCCAAAGAUGGUUCCAGUUCAUGAAAGAGGCUGGUCAAGGGACUAGAGACAUGUGGCGCGCUUACUCUGACAUGAAGGAGGCCAACUGGAAAAACUCAGACAAAUACUUCCAUGCUAGAGGGAACUAUGAUGCUGCCCAAAGGGGACCAGGAGGAGCCUGGGCUGCUAAAGUGAUCAGUGAUGCCAGAGAGGGUAUUCAGAGGUUCACAGGACGUGGAGCAGAGGACUCAAGAGCUGACCAGUUUGCCAAUGAAUGGGGUCAGAGUGGUAGAGACCCCAACCACUUCCGACCUGCUGGCCUGCCUAGUAAAUACUGAGUUUUCUCUUCAUGUUGUUCCCAGCCAUGCAGACCCCAAGGAAAGAGGCAAUUACUGACUUGAAUUAGUUCCUAAAC